AUGCCUCUAAUGAUAGAUUUGAUGAAAGGCAUUGCCAACCUGCUCCACGGUCGUGCCGGGAAGCAAGGCAAGUCCAUCACAUUCCUCACACCGGAUGACAACGCCGUGUUCUACGACUUGAAGCAAUGCCUGUUGGAAUCACCUCUAUCAUCAUGUCCCCUCGAACUAGCCAACCAUCCCGAUGCGCAGCAGAAACCUGGGACAUUUGUUCCUAAAAAGCGUCAAGAUGAGACAUUGUUUAAGUAA
Cooperia oncophora is the source of this 246-nucleotide messenger RNA. Lineage: Eukaryota; Metazoa; Nematoda; Chromadorea; Rhabditida; Trichostrongylidae. The record is from the annotation of a GenBank genome assembly.